Mugil cephalus (flathead mullet) is the source of this 8234-nucleotide messenger RNA. It is a transcript of the gene phf21ab, whose product is annotated as PHD finger protein 21Ab. Gene Ontology annotation, biological process: negative regulation of transcription by RNA polymerase II. Gene Ontology annotation, molecular function: chromatin binding. The transcript is spliced from 19 exons. The coding region runs from base 597 to 3143 and encodes 848 amino acids. The record is from RefSeq and is a predicted model, not a curated record. Gene Ontology annotation, cellular component: histone deacetylase complex. NCBI's taxonomy places the organism in Eukaryota, Metazoa, Chordata, Actinopteri, Mugiliformes, Mugilidae.
CCAUAGAGUUUCACUGAGUUUACAUCCGGGUUUUUUCCCUAGGCAAUGGGAGUCGCAGCACCGCCGUUCCUUAGGCAAAGUGAAAUAAAUUCGCCGCACCGACACAAAAAGUAGUCCGCGGUUCGAACACGUCCUCCCCGCGCCCCGCUUCGCUCAUCGGCCCGAUUUAAGGAACUUUAAGGGGGACUCGAACAAAUAUCAAACUUCUCGCCGUGGAUCGACGACCACCAGCGGGACGGGUGCGGAGUUUUUGUCCCCCUUCCUCCAGCUCCGAGGCGCAGGGAUCUGUGCUGUGCUGAGGCUGAGCUGAAUGAGAUUGAAGAAGAGUUCUUCUUGUUUUGUAGCUUCAGUUUCUCUGUUUUUUACACAAAUUUCACUAAAACUAAAUCUAAAAUACGGCUCCGGGCUGCAGCCGUGCGGGGAGGACGGCGGCCGGGCUGUUUCUGGAGCUCUUCUUCCACCGUGGAUCGGCUUCUUGUAGAUAUAAAUAUAUAUAUAAAUAUAUAUAUAUUUAAUUAAUCUAGAGAGGAGGACUGCUGCUGAGUAAGGCAGCACAGAGGGGUGGAGUCAGUCCCACAGCCAGGUGCGGCACUUUCAUGCUUCAGUUGGAUGGUUUUCCUACUGGAGACGGUGUUAAGGCUGAUCGAUCGGCUGGUAGACUGACGGGAUCCAUGAUGGAAUUACAGACGCUGCAGGAGGCUCUGAAGGUGGAGAUCCAGAUCCAUCAGAAACUGGUUGCUCAGAUGAAGCAGGACCCUCAGAACGCUGAUCUGAAGAAGCAGCUCCACGAACUUCAGGCGAAGAUCACGGCGCUCAGCGAGAAACAGAAAAAGGUGGUGGAGCAGCUGAGGAAGGAGCUGCUGGUGAAACAGGAGCCUGAGACCAAGCUGCAGCUGCAGGUCCAGACUCCUCCUGCAGGAGGCGACAUCAAGCCAGCCACCCUCCUGCAGACCCAGCAGAUAGGUGGAGGUCUGCAGCAGACCCUGACGGUCACGCCGGUCCUCACCACCAAGACUCUACCUCUGGUGCUGAAAGCUGCCGCCACGCCCGCCCUGCCCGGCUCCGUCCUGCCGCAACGCCCGGCUACUGUCGCCAUGGUAACCACGGCUAUCACCAAGCCCGACUCACAGAACGCCCCCAUCAACCUGCAGGUGACCCCCAGCAAGCUGACCAACCAGAUCUCGGAGCCCGUGCGGCUGGUGUCCAAGAACGCCAUGGUGGUGCAGGCCACCACCACCGCCGCCUCCUCCCAGCCAAUCAAAGUUCCUCAGUUUGUCCCUCCUCCUAGACUGAUGCCUCGACCCACCUUUCAGCCACAGGUCAGGCCCAAACCGGCCACGCCCACCAACGUUCCCAUCGCCCCGGCGCCCCCCCCGCCCAUGAUGGCGGCCCCUCAGAUGCUGCAGAGGCCGGUCAUGUUGGCCACCAAGCUGUCGUCCUCGCUGCCCUCGGCCGCCCCCAUCCACCAGGUCCGCAUCGUCAACGGACAGACCUGCGGCAAGACCGGCGCCGCCCCCCUGACCGGCAUCGUCAUCGCCACCUCGGUGGCCGCGCCCCCCCGCCUCGCCAGCCCCGCCCAGGCCCCCAACACCGCCCCCGUCCCCACCCCGACCCCCGCCCAGCCCAUCCAGAUCAGCAGCCUGACCCCUGAGCCCAAGCAGACUGUUAAAUCAGGAGCAGCGGAGCAGAAGGCCGGCCCCCCCUCCUCCUCCACUCCUCCGCUGUCUCCGCCCCCCAGACCCAAGAAAGAAGAGAACCCAGAGAAACUGGCCUUCAUGGUUUCUUUGGGCCUCGUCACACACGACCACUUGGAAGAAAUCCAGAGCAAGAGGCAGGAGAGGAAGAGGAGGACGACGGCCAACCCGGUUUACAGCGGAGCCGUGUUUGAACCCGAGAGGAAAAAGAGCGCAGUGAGUUACCUGAACAGCCCUCUGCACCAGGGGACCAGGAAGAGAGGUCGUCCACCCAAAUACAGCAGCGUCCCGGAGCUGGGCAGCCUCACCCCGACCUCCCCCUCCAGCCCCGUCCAUCCCCUCCCCCUGCCCAGCCCCAGCUCUGGGGAUGGAGACAUCCAUGAGGAUUUCUGCACUGUGUGCAGACGCAGUGGCCAGUUGCUCAUGUGCGACACGUGUUCUCGUGUUUAUCACCUGGACUGCCUGGAUCCGCCCCUGAAAACCAUUCCUAAAGGCAUGUGGAUCUGUCCAAAAUGCCAAGAUCAGAUCCUGAAGAAAGAAGAGGCCAUCCCCUGGCCCGGCACGCUGGCCAUCGUUCAUUCCUACAUCGCCUACAAAGAAGCUAAAGAAGAAGAGAAACAGAAGCUCAUGAAGUGGAGUUCAGAGCUGAAGCUGGAGCGAGAGCAGCUGGAGCAGCGAGUCAAACAGCUCAGUAACUCCAUAACGAAAUGCAUGGAAACCAAAAACUCCAUCCUGGCUCGUCAGAAGGAGAUGCAGCUUUCUCUGGACAAAGUCAAACACCUGAUCCGCCUCAUCCAAGCCUUCAACUUCAACCAAGCUCUGGCAGAGACGGAGGGGCAGGACGUCAGAGUCCAGUCUGGUCCUGGAGCUGGUCCUGGAGCCGGCCCCGGUCCCGGAGCCGGUCCUGGAGCCGGUCCUGAGACCACUGAGGGGUCUGAACCUGCUCCAGACCUCAACUCUGUGGAUGCAGCCAAGUCGGACAGCGCCGAGGAGAAGAAGGCAGAGGAUACAGCCACGGGAGGGGGCAACCAAACUGACAGCACCGCCCUAACAGCAGAUAACAGCCCCCGGGGCGGGGCAGGGGGCGGGGCAGGGGCAGGGGGCGGGGCUACCACAGAGACUGGUCUGGAGGCCGAGGCCAAGCCUGAGGCCGAGGCGGCGCCGGCGGCUGAGGUGGUUGCGACGGUCGCUACCACCAACGGCACGUCUGAGCCACACGGCCCCGCCCACAGCCCCGCCCACGGCCCCGCCCACAGCCCUGCGGGGGGCGGGGCCACCAACAACAACUCUGACAACAAGACGGCCGUGGUGGAGCCACCAGAGGAGGAGGAGGAGAAGCAGGAGGAGAUCAGCCACAGUGACGGCAGCAACACCAACAACAGCAAAACCUCAGAACCCUCCCAGCAUUGUUUGCCAGCUCUGGUCACUAGUUUGGACACGAAGGAGUGAAGCUGUGUCUCUGGAGUCAAACAUAUAUAUUAAAGAAAAGAAGACUCUGCUUGCACCACACGGUGCCCUGAAGUUGCCAAUCUGUAUAAAUGUUGUUUGUUUGCAUUGUAUUGUCAGACUGUGUCAAUGGUAGAUAUACAGCCAGAGUGUCCCGGCUCUGGGGAGACGUGGGCCGUCCCUCCACCGAGGGGGGGGGGGGGGUCCAGGAAGGACAGCGAACGCACCAGUGUCCUCAUGCCAAUUAGUGAAGGACGUCAUGGAGGGGACGCUCCGAGGGAGAUUCAGCUCAUCAUCACACCAGUGUGUGCCUGUUACAGUGGCCCCUGUGUUCUCGGGGGGGGGGGGUGUUCAGAAAGGCCACCACGGUAACGGGGGGGGGGGGGGUCCUGGUCCGAGAAGCAGUGUUGUGAUAGAAAGUGAAGAGAGAACCGGUUCAUCCCCUCAUCCCAACGGACUCAAUGUGAAUAACCCCCCCCCCCACAGGCCCCACCCAGGCCCCAGCCCCGGCCCCGGCCCCACCCCGACUGACCCCCCAACAGACCCCGACCCCCCAACAGCCCCCGACCCAGACAGAAACCAUUCCAAUCACACCAUGACCCCGUCCAGUCUCUCACAGUCCAGUAUGCUUCAGCCAGGCUCAGCCCUCCAUGAGCCCCCCAUCUGGAUCUGGGUCUGGAUCUGGGUCUGGAUCUGGGUCUGGAUCUGGGUCUGGAUCUGGUUCUGGGUCUGGGUCUGGAUCUGGUUCUGGGUCUGGAACAUAAUGGGACAUUUAGACCAACGUCAGCAGAACCUGUAGCGUCCUGGUUCAGACCUGACAACAUUCCCUGGGUUUUAACCCCUGACUGAAGCAUUGGGACUCUAUCAGACCCCCCCUCCCACCACACCCCCAGCCCCUCCCACCCCCAGCCCCAGCCCCUCCCCCACCACACCCACAGCCCCUCCCACCCCCCAGCAGAGACUGGACCUGAGCUUCAGUCUGGUUCAGAUCAGGGUCGUAUCUGAGGCUCACUGAAGCUUUAAUAACACGACGCCCCCCCAUAGAACCAGGACCAGACCAGACCGGACCGUCCCAGACCACCUCAACCCGGCUAAUCUCCCCUGUGUCCCCCCGUGUCCCUGAGCUGAGUGGGAGGACCAGGUCCAUGUCUUCAGUGGUGUCGGUCAAGUGUAGUGAUUGAGUUCUUCAUUUGUGAGUCAAAGUGAGUCAACUGUGAGCACUAAAUGUGAAGUUGCAAUAUUGCAAUGUCAACACACACACACACACACACACACACACACACACACACACACACACACACACACACACACACACACACACUCACUCUAUAUCUGGGCUGUGUUUCUUUUUAUAGGAAAAGAUAUUCAGGUCUUCCUAGUCUUCAGAAUAAGUGCUUUCUGUUCCUGAACCUGCUGGACCGGCAUUAUCAACACAGAGAGGAGCCCUCCUUCCUCUGGGGGGGGGGCUGAGGUGGGGGGGUGGUGGUCUUUGAGCAUUUCUGUUGAAUCCUGAACUGCCAAAACCAUGUUGCAUCCAAAUUGAGCAGGGACCGUCCUCUUCCUGGUCCAGAGGGCCUGGUUGGUGGUGGAGUCAGGGGGGAGAGCUGGCUGAAUAAUAAUGAUGGGGGGGGGUCGAUCCUGCUCCUCAGACCAGGCCACAAACCCUGAGAUUAAAGCACAAGCUUGCUGCAUCACAAAGAAGUGCUGAAGAGCUUUUUGUAUGUUCCUAUGGAUUAAACAGAGUAUGCAUCUCUACGUCUCAUAUUUUUCUAGAGGAUUUAAACCCGAGUCUGAGGCUCAUGAGUCCGGCUCAUGUUUUCUGGAUUGUUGCUCUUCUCUUUCUGGAGCUCGUCUCAAACGCUGCUGGUUUUCAGCUCCAUCCGUGGCUCCUGGACCCUGGUCUGGGCCCUGGUCUGGGCCCUGGUCUGGGCCCUGGUCCGGACCCUGGUCUGGGCCCUGGUCUGGACCCUGGUCUAGUCCUGAACAGGGCCUCUCGCGUCCCAUCGUUUGCUGAGGACAAACCUUGUUCCUCUAAAAUGUCACUGGAGCAUCUUUAAAUGUUUCAUCUAGACCAGAGGGGGCCGGCUCAGUCUAGACCAGGGGGGGGCAGGUCAGUCUAGACCAGGGGCCGGUUUGAUCUAGAGGGUCCGGACCAGUAACGCAACACAAUCACAACCAGGAAGUAACCACAACUACACACUUUAACAUUAGUUUUAGAACAAGGAGGUCAGACCCUCCCACCCGUCGGUGAGCGCUAGCAUGCUAGCAGCGCUAAGGCCAUCCUAUGUCUUCCAAUGGAAACCAUUAGCUUAUUUAGCAUGUUAGCAUGAUGACUGAUUCACAUGCAACAUCCUGAUCUGACACAGACACAGGAACAAAGCAAAGAUGAUGAAACGACGUUUCAAACCUGUGGCCUGUGGACCAGGACUAAACAGAACCAGGACCAGACAGACCCAGGACUAAACAACCAGGACCAGACAGACCCAGGACUAAACAGAAACGGGGCCAGACAGAACCAGGACUUAACAGAACCAGAACCAGACAUGAGUCCAGAUCAAACUAUUUUUCUGUUAUUGAAUCUAAUCAUCUUCUUCUUUGAACUAAAACGGAUGUUGAAGUGUGUAGUUGUUGUUGCUUCCUGGUUGUGAUGCUGUUGUGUUACUGGUCUGGACGUGGCCCCUGUAAACCCCCCCCCCCCCGGUCUAGUUUGACUCUUCUGUUUCAUAUCACACGGACUCUUGGAACCAUAUCUGACACCUGAACUUCUGGCAUCAGCUGUUCAAACUGCCUUCACUGAAGAUUAGAUCCGACUUUAUUUAUCCCGGGGGGGCGGGGCGAGCGGGGCGGAGGGCGGGGUCAGGGAAGGGGCGGGGCGGAGGGCGGGGUCAGUGGCAUCACUGAUGAGGAGCUGGAGGAAGAGAAGAGCCAGAGAUGCAACUCUUAGCAGAAAAAUGGCAACUAAUGUUUAACCAGUUCCUCCUGAAUAUCAUGCGUUGUGUGUUUUGUCGUCUGUGGGUGGAUGUUCUUCUUCUUCUUCUUCUUCUUCGGUCUUUCCUCAUGUCAGACUGUGUUCACUCACGGCUUCAGUCUCCUCACUCACCACCGCUUUCUUUCUAAAGCCCAAACCUGUUCCAGACAAACUCUCCCUCUGUACAGUAGGUACCUCGAGUGCCUUUCUUCAAACAGCAGAUAAUAUUUGUCUCUUGACUUGCACUGUGACUUGUAGAACCUUACUACCCCUCUGGAUUACCCCCCCUCACCCGAUCCACAUCCCCCCCCCCCGUCCCAGGAUCUCCUCCAAACCCGGUCCCUUCACCUCAGGCUGCCAGUAGUCGAUGCAAGUUGAACCAUUUCAUAUUAGAUUUCAUAUUCUGCCGUUUUAAUUGACCACAUAGUGUUUUGUUGAAUAGAGGAGUUGCCUUAAAUGUGUUUUAUUUUCCUUUUUAUGUGAUUCACUUUUACAUUCGGGAAAAAAACUUGUGGUGCGGACGCUGGCGGGUCAGAGGCCGUGUGUUGAGAAGCCGCUCGGAGUUCAGUGCUGCACUUUUGGUUUGACCAGUAUUAUUAUCAGAGAGGGUCCACGCCCCGGAUGUUAGUUUUAGUUUGAAAGGUCCGUCCUGGUCCCCGGCCCCCGGCCCCAGGUCCCUGGUCCCGGUCCCGGUCCCUGGUCCCCGGUCCUGGUCCUGGUCCUGGUCCUGGACCCGGUCUCUGGAACCUGUGACGAUCAAACUUCAACGGGAUUAGCGGCGGCCGUCCCCGGCGGCGGCGGAGCUCAUGCCUUCUUAUGCAAACUUUUAUACAGGAUUUGUGGAACCUUUUUAAUAUGCAUUUAAUUUUGUUUCUUUGUUUUGUUUUUAGUUUUUAUGUGAAACUCGAGUCACCUUCGUUUUCUUUGAACUUUCCAGCGUCCUGAAGCCAAACGCGUUCAGUUGAGUUUGAUAGUCGAAGCCGUCCACGUCGUCGUGGCAACGGGUUUCAGAGACAGAGAUGGAGAGAAGGCCAUGGAUGGAUGGAUGGAGGGAGGGAGGGAGGGAGGAGCGGUUCCUGUCCCAGGGACUAGAAAGAAUUUGACUCCUGGUUGUGCAACCACACACCUGAAGGCUGAGGUUUUACAAAUAUCAGACAUGAAGUAAAAGCCUUAUUUGCUGUUUUACAGAUUUAUGUGUGGGUUAAAAAGGACGGGGGGUGAACAUGGGGGGGUCCUAAUGUCCAAAUGGUCCCUCGCUUUCUCUGAAAAGUGAAUCUAUCCAAAGAACGCUGCAGACGUACCUUCCUGACACGGUCGCUGUGUUUGGGCGUCGAGCUGGAGGGCGGGAGGGGACGGGGACGGGGACAGGGACAGGACGGGGACGGGGAUGGGGACAGGACGGGGAUGGGGACGGGGACGGGGACAGGACGGGGACAGGACGGGGGCAGGACGGGGGCGUCGCUCCCGUGGCUCGAGUCUUUCCAUGGUUCAGUUUUAAAACGAUCAAGUCAUGAUUGUGGCCUUCUAGUAUUCUGUCGAUACAUGACGUCAUUUCUCCGUCGUUCCCGCUCGCCUCCAUCACUCAUUCAUCCGUUCAUCCGUCCCUCAUCCCUCCAUCCUGUCCAGACCCAACUGUACCUGCAGCUUCUUACCUCAUCCACGGCUGAUUCCACUGGGGGUGUGUUGAGUGCAAAAAAAACAAAAAAACUACAAAAACAGAAUUAAAACAGUAAAAAAUAAAAGAAGUCUUUUUUUAUCUUCCAUUUGGUGAGAUGCAUUGUAGCGAUAUGAAUAAAGAAAAAGUUCACCUGGUGUGCUGAAUAAUGUGUAAAUUGGUAAUUACACAAUCUGAAUAUUUGUAUAAUUGUUUGUAUUUUUUCAUAAUGAUUUUGGAAAGGAAUGUGUUUAUUUUUUGACUUCUGUUCCAGAUGUGUCUUCUGUUGGCCUGACAUUGUGACUGGUCUGGUGGGAUUCUUACCUCUGUAUUGAGCCUCUUCUGUGAUGAAUUCUUUGUAUGCAGUGUUUAGGAAAUACUGUAGGGAACAUGGGGAGGAGUUGAUAUUAGGAGCAUUUGAUCAAUUUGUAUUUAUUUAUUUUAUCAUUUUGUUAAUAAAUUGUGAAAACCA